This is a messenger RNA of Centropristis striata (black sea bass), 2077 nucleotides long. Its product is annotated as ras association domain-containing protein 7-like. Gene Ontology annotation, biological process: signal transduction. The coding region runs from base 117 to 1271 and encodes 384 amino acids. Lineage: Eukaryota; Metazoa; Chordata; Actinopteri; Perciformes; Serranidae. The transcript is spliced from 5 exons. The record is from RefSeq and is a predicted model, not a curated record.
ACUGUAAACUUCGAAAUAUAUAUAAUGUUCAUAGGCGCCUAACCAAAACACAAUUUAUAACAUAUUUGGGACUAGAAAAAAUGUACAGUGGUCUCUGGUGGUGCUGAAGCUGAGUGAUGGAGCUGAAGGUGUGGGUGGAGGGCGUGGCCAGAGUGGUGUGCGGCCUAUCACUGAACACUUCCUGCCAGGAUGUUGUCAUAGCUCUGGCACAAGCAAUCGGUCAGACCGGCCGUUACAUUCUCAUCUUGAAGCUGAGAGGGACAGAGAGGCAGCUGGUUGCUGAUGACUGUCCUCUUGAGCACCUGGCUCAGCUGGGACAGCUGUCUGCAGAGGUCCAGUUCAUCCUGCGGAGGACCGGUCCCAGCCUCAGUGAUGGUCAGGACACGCCCAAAUCAGAGAGACGUUUUCCUCUUCCCAGACCAUCAGAACCGGAGCCCCUCAAACGCAACGAGCCACACAAGGCUCUCACCUUCAGUUUGGGUCCCUCAACACAUCCCAAAAGGACUAAACCAAACAGGGCCUGGUCUUCAUCACCCCGAGCCUCCCCAGAACCCCGAGCUUCCCCCGUUUCUUUCCUAGAACCUAAUCCCUCUUCCUCCUCUAAAGAUGAGGUGUUCAGGCAGAUUUUGCAGCAACAGAGGAGGCUACAAGACCUGGAGCUGCAGCUUCAAGCUCUGGAGAGAGAGACGGAUGUGUGGGAGCGGGAGAGGUCAUCUGCCACAGUUCCCGGUCAGACCUUGGUCCCUGAAGGGGAACUGGAGGAACUGGAGCAGCGGCUGAGGCAGAACGAGGCUGAGCUGAUGCACAGAGAGCACUGGGAGGAGCAGCUACAGGUGGAGGUGGACAGAGAACAAGAUAUGCACAGACGUCUGCAUCAGGUACACUCAUCAAUGGAUGAUCACAGUUAUCGGAUCAAGGAGCUCCACACCCGUUCUGAUCAUCUCGAAGAGGACAUACAGCACAGAGCCCAGAGACACAGGGUGAGCGCUCAGCCGCCAGACAGCACCCUGAGGCCCCUGCAGCAGGAGCUCCACUAUCGCCUGCAGCAGGGAGAGGAACUGGAUGCCACACUGUCAGAGACACAGAGGGAUGUUCAAACUGCAGAGGAAAGGCUGCAGGGCAGAUGGGAGACGAUUGAGGAGCUGAAUAAGGAGCUGCGACAGUGUGAGCUGCAGCAGUUCAUCCAGCAAGCCGACCGUCUGCACGCAGAGCAGACAAACUCACUGCCCGUCACUGAAGUUUACCUCAGGAACGCUGGUAUCAUGGAGUAGGAGCAGCCGAGUCACUGUACACCAGCAGACUGUUUAAAAUUAUUUCUAACUGUAGAAAACGUUUACACAUCCUUAAAGUCAAAGUAGUAGCACUGUGCUUUCUUGUUUUUAGUAAAUGUACACAGGUAUCAAAAGAAGAAGUACUGAGAGUGAGGAAGAGCUGAGUGUAGUUUCACUGACAGGGAAAAAGUUGUUCUUCCAGUUUUGGGGGUUUUCAUUCUUUCACAUCAGAUAAAGACAUGAAGAGAAAGAACGAAGGAAAGAAAGAAGAAUUCAAAUAACACUGAAACAUGUUCUCUAAAACCUGUAAUGCCUGUCCAGACCCUCGUGUGAGUGUUGUGUGUGUGUGUGUGUGUGUGUGUGAGAGAGAGAGAGAAAGAGAGAGAGAGAGAGAGAGAGAGAAGCCAAUCACUGCCAGUUUCUUUGUAAAUAAGAGUAGAAAUAUGUGUCUUUAUAAAAUACAUUUAAAUGUUGAUGCUACUGAUACAAAUGAAGGAUUUUUAUACAUUUGCUUGUUAAUUGUUGUGUCUAUAUUUCCUGCUUGAACUUGUCACAUAAAGUCUGUAUUGUAAAUCACUGCUGAUCUGUUCUUUGUUGUAUUCUGAGUUAAUUCAAGCUCACAUGAAGCACUUUAUCUCUGCUCCAUCAGGGGGCGCCACAGCUUCUUAAGCUUCGCAUGCAUCUCAUACAUUUACUGCACACAGCACUCCAAGAAUUAACAGCAGCAACAGCCCAGUGAAGUUGCUUCACAGACAAGCACAUGCCUUUAGACAGCAGACCUUUAGAUGUCAACACUGCUCACUUAU